AUGUCGUCCGCAGAAGAGUCGCCCGCGCAAAAGGCCGCGCGCCUACGUCGCGAACGCCGUGAGGCUAAAAUUAAAGCUGGAGGAAGUGCACGACUGGACAAAAUUACGAGUUUGAGCGGACGGACGCCUGCUAGUAUGCAAGAUGUCUCCCCUUCACCACCGCCUCAACCACACCCUCAGGCUACCCCAAACCUGCCUACACAAACACAGCCAGCGCAAACCUCACCUCAACCGACCAUCCCGCCAGCAGGAACAGCGCCUGAAGCCGACCCCGAAACUAUCCGUGCGCAACAAGAAUACCUGAGAGCCCUCCUACGAGCUAACCCACCCGAACAACAAGCCCAACAACAAAUCGACCAAGAUCCCAUGAUGAAGGUUCUAAGCUCCAUGCUCGGCGGCAUGCCCGGCGCCGAAAAUACAGCGCCUGGUGCGGGAAUGGCACCGCCUAAUCAGGGUAAUUUAGGAACGAACGACUUGACCUCGGCUCUGGGUAUUCCGCCAUUGCUUUCCAACAUGAUCUUUGGUGGAGGAGCCUCGCAGCAAACGCCGGAGGAGAAGAACAGAGACAAGAUUUUGAAGUUGCUGCAUACCUUGUUUGCGUUGUUUGUUGGUGUUUAUCUGGUUACACUUCUGAGCUCGGCUGUUACGACGUACGGUGCUAACCCGCCACCACCUGCUACGGCACAGAACCCGUUUGUGAUUUUCAUGACUGUCGAGCUGUUGUUGAUUGGGGCCCGGAUGGUUCUGGGAAAGACUCAGCAGGGGACUUUGGCUACUGGGUUACAGAUUUUCAGAACACUUGUGAGGGAUGGGAGUAUCGUUAUUUUUGCUCUUGGUGUUGCGUGGUGGUGGAAUGGCGGUUGGCAGAUAUCUGCAAGUCAGUAG
Messenger RNA from Talaromyces marneffei, 885 nucleotides. RefSeq lists its product as uncharacterized. The record is from RefSeq and is a predicted model, not a curated record. The transcript has 2 exons. Gene Ontology annotation, biological process: retrograde vesicle-mediated transport, Golgi to endoplasmic reticulum. Lineage: Eukaryota; Fungi; Ascomycota; Eurotiomycetes; Eurotiales; Trichocomaceae. The coding region runs from base 1 to 885 and encodes 294 amino acids.